CAGACUCAGUGAUCGCCACGAAAAUGAUUGUUAUGCUUUAGUGUCUCUUCUUCACCUGCAGGUAGAACUGAUGCAGGUUCCUGAGCUGAGGAACAUCAGGAGACACGAUUAGAAACAUCUCAAACCUGAACCUCUUUCAUCCUUCUAGAUGGAAACACACGUGGAGGAACACCUGAGGUCUCCAUGAGGUGGUUUCAGUGAUCCAAUAAGAGCUGCUAAAGGUCGCAGGUCAGUCUGGGUCAGGUGUAAACAUCUGUCCUAAGAAGAAGGGGAGAAGGAGGAGAUGGGAGGAGGAGUGUGCAGGGAGGAGGUGAAGGAGGAGAAGAGGAGGAGCCUUGGUAGAGAGGGAAGCCUGACAUCAACGGACAAAAUCAGAAGAUUCACCGUCAAACAGUCUGGAUACAACGUGCUGAGCCUGGCACGCCGCGGUCUGAAGGACGUUCCAGCUGACCUGUGGGAGCUACAGGAGCUGGAGAAGCUGAACCUUUCCCUCAACAGCCUGAAGCUCCUCCCACCUCAGCUGGCUCUGCUCUCCAACCUGGUGGUCCUAAACCUGUGGGGGAACCAGCUCAGCAACCUGCCAGCAGAAAUAGGACAACUGAAGAGACUCCGGGUUCUGUUCAUCUACAGGAACCGACUGACUGAGGUUCCUGAAGAGCUGGGAUCCUGCACACAGCUGGAGGUUCUGAGUCUAGCCAACAACCACAUUUCAUCGCUGCCAUCUUCUCUCUCCAACCUGAGCAGACUCAGGAAGCUCAACCUCAGUCACAACCUAAUAGCUCAUGUUCCAGGCUGUGUCUACAGCAUGAAGGCCCUGGUGUUUCUGGAUCUGUCCUGUAAUCAUCUGGAGAACCUGGCAGAGAACAUUCAGGCUCUGGUGGAGCUCAAGAUCCUCAUCAUGGAGGGAAACAUCCUACAUUCUCUGCCCAGAGGUCUCUGCUUUCUCACAGGGCUGGAGCUGCUGAAUCUGGACUUCAACGACAUAAAAGACGUUCCUCAGGAGAUGCACCGGCUGUCCCGCCUGGAGAAGCUCGCCUGCCAUCCGCUGGAUAAAGGACUCCACAUCAUCCACAACCCACUGCUGAAACCUCUGAAGGAGGUUAUGGAGGGGGGGCUGAGCGCCCUCUUUAGCUACCUGAAAGCCGGUGGUGAAUAGGAUGGGGACAGUUCUACCUGGGAUCAAAUGGGGGGGUCUGUCACUGAACGACUCGUCUCAGAACCAUGAUUAUUCCUUUCAGCAACAGUUUUGCAGAUCACAGUUGAAGGUUAUUACCUCCAUGAAUGAUAAAACCUGUUAAACCACAUCCUGUAAAAUGUUUAUAAUAUAUUGCAAAUAAAAUGCCAGCUGUAUCGUUAUUAAAGGUAUAGUGGUUCUGGAUAUUCAGCUAAACUUGUUAACUUCUAAAGACCGUUUGCUGCACCUUUCAGACAUAAUAAAAGUACAGGGGGAUGUGAGAGUAUAUUUUUCCGUAGCCUGUUUGUAAUGUGUUCAAAGAGUGCCCUUUCUCUGUCUAAAUAGGGGUGAUUAUUAAGAAGCCUUGUUCCAGUCUCUGCUGGAAUGUAGGACGUUGUAGCAGGGGCGCUAACCCUAAACCCUCUCUACUCUAGACAAAGAUUAACAUGUCCUUACUGUGUUCAAGGUUCUCACAUCCCCUUUCUGGUGUGAGCGGAAAACAGUCGUCUGAAAUUUUUGUCUGGCUAAAUUUAUGUCUUUGAUUAAUUUAGUUGUUUUCCUGCUUUUGUUUAAGUGUUUGAGAAAGUGAGUGUUUUGGUAUAAAUGUCUGUGCUUAGGAUGGUUAAGCCAGAGCUUUUAUGUACUCUCUGUCCAAAGGACGUUAAAUAAAAGUGAAUAUUA
Cyprinodon variegatus (sheepshead minnow) is the source of this 1855-nucleotide messenger RNA. Its product is annotated as leucine-rich repeat-containing protein 30-like. The record is from RefSeq and is a predicted model, not a curated record. The coding region runs from base 284 to 1156 and encodes 290 amino acids. Lineage: Eukaryota; Metazoa; Chordata; Actinopteri; Cyprinodontiformes; Cyprinodontidae. Gene Ontology annotation, molecular function: protein binding. The transcript is spliced from 7 exons.